Myiozetetes cayanensis is the source of this 1776-nucleotide messenger RNA. RefSeq names its product WD repeat containing, antisense to TP73 (gene WRAP73). The record is from RefSeq and is a predicted model, not a curated record. Gene Ontology annotation, molecular function: protein binding. The transcript is spliced from 12 exons. NCBI's taxonomy places the organism in Eukaryota, Metazoa, Chordata, Aves, Passeriformes, Tyrannidae. Bases 58 to 1407 code for a protein of 449 amino acids. Gene Ontology annotation, cellular component: MWP complex; mitotic spindle; microtubule organizing center. Gene Ontology annotation, biological process: protein localization to mitotic spindle pole body; mitotic sister chromatid segregation; microtubule anchoring at mitotic spindle pole body.
AGCGCAGCGGGGCGGGCUCGGGCCGCGGGUUCGAAUCCCGGCGCCGCCGCCCCCGCCAUGAACUUCUCGGAGCUGUUCAAGCUCUCGGGGCUCCUGGGCCGCUUCUCCCCCGACGGGCAGUGCCUGGCCUCGUGUGUGCAGCACCGCUUGGUGGUUCGGGAUGCGAGUUCUCUCCAGGUCCGCCAGCUCUACACCUGCCUGGAUCAGAUCCAGUACAUCGAGUGGUCAUCGGACUCCCUGUUCAUCCUGUGUGCCAUGUACAAGCGAGGGAUUGUCCAGGUCUGGUCCCUGGAGCAGCCGGACUGGCACUGUAAGAUCGACGAGGGCUCCGCGGGAUUGGUGGCUUCGUGCUGGAGUCCGGACGGUCGUCACAUCCUCAACACCACCGAGUUCCAUCUGCGGAUAACGGUGUGGUCCUUGUGCACCAAGUCUGUGUCCUACAUCAAGUACCCCAAAGCGUGUCAGCAGGGGGUGGUUUUCACCAAGGACGGGCGUUACAUGGCCGUGGCAGAGCGGCGCGACUGCAAGGACUUCAUCAGCAUCUUUGUGUGCAGCAACUGGCAGCUCCUCAGGCAUUUUGACACUGAAACACAGGAUCUGUUUGGGAUUGAGUGGGCUCCUAAUGGCUGUGUGCUGGCAGCGUGGGACUCAUGCCUGGAGUACAAGCUCUUGCUGUACUCCCUCGAUGGCAGACUGCUCUCCUCGUACCGCGCCUACGAGUGGCCGCUGGGCAUCAAGUCUGUUGCCUGGAGCCCCAGCAGCCAGUUCCUGGCAAUUGGCAGCUUUGAUGAGAAGGUGCGCAUCUUGAACCAUGUGACAUGGAAGAAGAUCACAGAGUUUGAGCACCCAGCAACCAUUGCCAGCAAAAAGACUAUUGUGUACAAAGAAGUGGAGAAAUCCCCAUCUGUUGAAACAGAGAAACUUUUUUUCCCUCCAACCAGAGCAUUGGCUAGUUCCCUCUUCAGCACGCAGAGUAAAUAUGAGAUUUCCCAGGUGCCAGUUUCCUUACAGUACAUCAAACCAGUUGCUGACAGGGCAAAUCCCAAAAUGGGAGUUGGGAUGUUGGCGUUCAGUGCAGAUAAUUGUUUCCUGGCAACCAAAAAUGAUAACAUUCCUAACGCUGUGUGGAUCUGGGACAUCCGCAAGCUGAAGCUGCUGGUGGUCCUGGAGCAGCUGUGCCCCAUCCAGUGUUUGCAGUGGGACCCGCGGCAGCCGCGCCUGGCCCUGUGCACCGGCACCAGCAGAGUGUACCUGUGGUCCCCCGCCGGCUGCGUGGCCGUGCAGGUGCCCGGGGAAGGCGACUUCCAGAUCGUGUCUCUCUCCUGGCAUUCCAGUGGGGACUCCAUAGUGCUCCUGAGCAAAGACAACUUCUGUGUGUGUUACUUAGAAAGAGAAGAGGUAAAAUAAAAAAAUUAAAAUGCACUAAAAAAUGCUCCUAAGUCUGAGGAAGGAGGAGGAAAAGGGUGAAAUGGGCAACAAUUUUUUUACCCAUCUGAAGUGUUUGUAUUUAUAAAUUAUUUAUUUGAAAGAGCUCCAAACUCAGUGUGUGAAGUAUUGUGAUUGCAGUUGAGUGAAGUGAUGUAGCAACUGAAAUGUAGGGAGUGAGUCUGGAUUGCAAGAAAAACCUGAGUAUUGAUGGAGUUGAACAUUCUCUGUGUCAACUCUGAAUCCUUAUUUUCCAAGACUGUAGCUCUGUGUAUAUAAUGUAUAGCUAUUAUUUAAAUUUUCUAAUUUCCAAUAAAUAUUUUGAUAGUUACAAACUAUAAACCUGCACCU